AUGAGGAGCGCAGACCGGAACCCCAAGCCGGAGACAGGUUGCGAUUCGGAGCGUGUCAGGUUCCAGAAAUGUUCCUGUAUGUGGCGAAGGGUACGCGUGAAGCCAGUAACCAGCCUCAUGCGUGGUGAGUUCAAUUCUCAGCAUUACAUCUACGAUCAUUCGGAUCUGCAAGUAGUACAUCGGUGUGGAUACGACGGUGGUGUGACUAACAACACACAGUACGACCCACAACUUAUGGAUAAACAUAAUACAAGACGUAGCAUCGAACAGAGCCGAAUUAAUAGGUACAAACGCGAGACAUACGACGACACGGAGGUGCGAGGCCCUUUCAACGCUAACAAACAGUCGAGAUAUGUAGAGUUAGUGCUGGUCGCUGACAAUAGAGAGUACAAAGCUAAUGGGGAGAAUCUGCAGACCGUACAUCGACAGUUGAAGGAUGUCGCUAAUAUUAUUAACUCUGUGUAUGCGCCUCUAAAUAUCUUUAUAGCUCUAGUAGGCGUAGUUGUGUGGAGUGAGAGAGAUGAAAUACAAUUAGAAGAGAAUGGAGAUAGGACUUUGACCAAUUUUCUUGUAUAUAGAAGGAUGAGACUCUUAUCACAAAUACCUAAUGAUAAUGCGCACUUAUUGACUCGUCAAAAGUUCCAAGAGGGUGUAGUAGGGAAAGCACUGAAAGGCCCGAUAUGUACAUUCGAGUUCUCCGGCGGUGUUGCGACAAAUCAUUCAGAAGUUAUAGGCUUGGUAGCUACAACCAUUGCCCACGAGAUGGGACAUAACUUCGGCAUGGAACACGACAUGGAGGAGGACUGCGAGUGUCCAGAUGAGAAAUGUAUCAUGAGUCCGUCUAGUACUUCAGUUAUGCCGAUACAUUGGUCUUCUUGUAGCUUGAGGUCUUUAGCGCUGUCUUUUGAACGAGGAAUGGAUUAUUGUCUAAGAAAUAAACCGCGUCGUCUAUUCGAGUCGCCGACAUGUGGCAAUGGUUUCGUGGAGGUGGGUGAGCAAUGCGACUGCGGUAUCGGAGAGGAGAGGUCGCGCGCUGCGUGCGUCGCGUGCUGCGAGCCCACCACCUGCAUGCUGCGCAACAACGCCAGCUGUGCUGCUGGAGAAUGCUGUGAUCUACAU
This is a messenger RNA of Papilio xuthus (Asian swallowtail), 1119 nucleotides long. RefSeq names its product disintegrin and metalloproteinase domain-containing protein 12-like. NCBI's taxonomy places the organism in Eukaryota, Metazoa, Arthropoda, Insecta, Lepidoptera, Papilionidae. Gene Ontology annotation, biological process: membrane protein ectodomain proteolysis. Gene Ontology annotation, molecular function: metalloendopeptidase activity. The record is from RefSeq and is a predicted model, not a curated record. The transcript is spliced from 6 exons. The annotation marks the transcript as partial.